This is a messenger RNA of Acanthoscelides obtectus, 1539 nucleotides long. The record is from the annotation of a GenBank genome assembly. NCBI's taxonomy places the organism in Eukaryota, Metazoa, Arthropoda, Insecta, Coleoptera, Chrysomelidae.
AUGAAACGACACCCACAACUGAGUGAGCGCACUGCUGAAGGGAUUACAUCUGCUUCCUCAGUUGUUUCCGAAAAUAAUAUAAGAGGAUGGUUCAGAGAUAUUGAGAAGUACCUUAAAGAGAAGGAUCUGUUUUCAAUAUUGGCGGACCCAAGUCGCGUAUUUAAUGGCGAUGAAACAUGUUUUCAGUAUAAUCCAAAAUUGGGAAAGGUCAUUGCACCAAGAGGUAAAAAAAAUGUUUACGAGGUUGAUCUGGGUAAAGCCAAGGAAAAUUUGAUGGCAAUGUUUACAUUUUCUGCCUCAGGUAUAACAACGCCGCCAAUGAUCAUCUACCCAAACAAGAGGCUCAAGUCGGCUGUAGCAAAUGUCAUACCGGAUGAAUGGGCGAUAGGUUUGAGUGAAAAUGGCUGGAUGAAAUCGGAAAUAGUCAUUGAUUACAUACAAAACCAUUUAUAUCCCCAUUUGAAACAAAUUAAUACUAGAUUCCCAAUCAUUCUUUUCGUUGAUGGUCAUAAAUCACACCUAUCUCUGGAGCUGAGUGAGGUUUGUACCAAACUCGAAAUUGUUUUGGUUGCACUAUACCCAAAUUGCACAAGAAUUAUGCAACCAGCUGAUGUAGCCAAUUUUAGACCGCUCAAAAGCUUAUGGAAGAAAUCUGUUCUACAAUGGAGACAUGAAAAUCCUUACUGCCAGUUUGGCAAAGAGCAUUUCGCACCAGUUUUAGAAACUGCGAUAAAUGGACUUAACAAAGAGUCAACCAUUAAUGGAUUCAGAGAUUGUGGCCUUUUCCCAUGGAAUCCAGAUGCUCCGGAUUAUAGUAAAUGCCUAGGGAAAAAAACAAAUAGGGCUGAGAUAUCAGAGAGACAAGAGCAGCUACAAUCCAAUGUUAGUAAUUAUGAAGAUAUAUGGAAUGUUUUCGAUGAACUAUUAGUAAAAAGACUCAAAAAUGGAGCUAUUAGUGGUUGCUGCUCCUCAGACUGCGAGAAUUUCAACAUUUUAUUGAAAAUAUAUAAUAUUCUGGAACGCCAAAAGAAAAAUAAUACAGCCGGUGCGAAAUGUAUUUUCUCUCAGGAGGAGAUCAAUAACAUGCCGGUUGUAUUGCUGGACGAAGAACAACCCACUGAGGUAAAUGGUGACGAACUGCUUAUGAAUUUUACUUAUGACGAUGGUGAUAUGUUGAAUCAAAAUAUUCUUACGGAGAGUGAAUUAGAAACCAUCAACUUAUCAUUAAUGGGAAGUGGUAUUCACGCAGAAAUUGAUAACAUUACCACCGAACCUGCGAGGCAACUAAGUGAUAAUCCACUACAGAAGAGCUCAACUUCAAGUCCAGAGCAUAAUGGUGAAAAUGCCCAUAUUGAAAGAUUUUUAGGUGUGCCAGAAACUCCUGUCAGAAAAGGUACCAGGCAAACUGAACGCGUUAGUUUCGUCAUAUCGUCUUCUGCGUAUAAAAAGAAUCUAGAAGAAAAACACAAGAUUAAAGAAGACAAAGAAAAAAAAAAUGUGAAAACAAAAGAAAACGCACGGAGAGAGCGGAAGAACUAG